AUGCAGAAGCAGGAGCAGCAACAGCAGCAAAUGCUGCUGCAGCGGCAGCAGCAGCUCUUGCAGAGACAGCAGCAGCUGCUGCAGCGGCAAGAUCAUCGAUGCCGCCGCCAGCUAGCCAAGCUGCAGCAGCUGCAGCAGGAGAGCGCAGCAGCAGAAAGGAAGGAGACGAGGGAGUUGCUGCUGUCUCUGUUCCCCGAUACACAUACAACAGCAGCAGCAGCAGCAGCAGCAGCAAAGACAGGAACAGCAGCACCAGCAGCAGCAGCAGAACAGGCUUGCCGGUGUCUCCUUGCUGCAGCAGAGCAGCAGCAACCGCUGUUUGCCUUACAUGGCGAUGGCUGCAGUGUACAGACACUGCAAGAUGAUCCAGCAGCAGCAGCAGCAACAGCAGCAACACCAACAGGAGCACCAGCAGCAACAGCAGUUCCCCCGCCGCUGUUUUCUGCUGCUGCUCCUGGAGCUGCAGCAGCACAAGCAGCAGCAGGAGACAGCAGCAGCAGCAGCAGCAGCAGCAGCAGCAAAGAAGGAGACUCGGAUAUAUUCUCUCAAUGCUGCCGCGCCUUAAAGAAAGUUGUAUGGGAGAUGCUGCAGCAGGAAGCAGAGGCAGCAGCAGCAACAGCAGCAGCAACAGCAGCAGCAACAACAGCAGCAGCAGCACCAACACCUCAAGAUGCUGCAGCAACAGCAGCAGCACAACACAGGCUGCUGCAUCUUCGUGCUGCUGUCCUCUGCAGCAGCUUCUCGUUGCUGCAGCAGCAGCUGCAGCAACUAAGGGGCCAAUGCCACACAUUGUCCUUAUCUCGUCGUUGGUCUCCUUUUCCCCUUACAUUUGCUGCGCUGCAGCACCUCAGCAGCAGCAGCAGCAGCGGCAGCAGCAGCAGCAGCAGAAACAGAAGCAACGGGCUUGGCAGCGACUACACUGCAGAGGCUGCGCUGGCGCAGCAGCAGUUGCUGCUGCUGGUGUUGAGGGGUAGGCCACUGCAGCAGCGGCUGCAGCAGCACAUCUGUUGUCUGCCUGCCGCAGCCGGAGCAGCAGCAGCGGCUGCAGCACCUGCUGCUGCGGCAGCGAAUGCCCCAGCAGCAGCUGCUGCUGCUAGCACACUGCUGCUGCAGGCCAACUCAACAUAUAGCUUGCUGCUGCAGCAUGCAUGCGCCCUGUGUGCCUCACUUCUGCAACCACAGCAGCAGCCGCAACAGCAGCAACAGCAGCAGCAGCAGCAGCGGCAGGAUACAGCAGCAGCGUUGCUGCUGAUGCUGCAGCGGCUUCCCCUUUGGGCUAAAGCAGCGGGCCCUCCUUCUUCUUCUCUCCGUCGCCAAGAGAUGGAGUUAUGCUCGGGGCUGCAUGCGCUGCUCUUUCCAGCAGCAACAGCAACAGCACCUGCUGCUGCUGCUGCUGCUGCUGCAGUCAGCACCAACGUUUGCAGCGGCAGCAGCAGCGACAGCAGCAGCAGCAGCAGCGGGAUGAAUUCUUUGCCUCCCUCGUUGCAGCAGCAAAUGCGUAAACAGCUGGCAAGCCUGCUGCCUCUCCUCCUUCGGAUCUCAGAAGCAAACAACAGCAGCAGCAGCAGCAACAGCAACGGCAACAGCAGCAGCAGCAGCAGCAGCGCAGCACCGCAACAGCUGCAGCAAUUUGCUGCUGGGUGGUGGGAGGCAGGAAUUGAACUGGCAGACGGCACAGCAACUCAGGUUCCUGAGGCUGCCGAGGCCUUCGUGUGGCUGCGUGCUGCAUCAGCAGCGCAGCAGCAAGCUGAGUUGCUGCUGUUGGCCCCGUUGCUGCUGCUUGGAGGCCACCGGAGGCAGCAGCAGCAGCAACUGCUGCUAGGUGCAGCACGCAGCGACGGGGAGACUCAGGCCCCACUGCGGUUGGUUGCACUUCUUCUUGCUAGCAGCAGCAAAAGCGUCAACAGCAGCAGCAGCAGCAACAGCAGCAAUGAGAACGACGCGGAGGCAUUUUCUUUUGCUGCUGCAGCAGUAGCCUUGGCGGCGGAUGUGCUGAGGGAGUUCUGCAGCAGCAGCAGCAGCAGCACCGACGCAGCAGCAGCAAUUCCCCUGUGGUGUGAUAUUCUGCGAGGUGCAGAGACAGUUGAAGAGGCAAUACAAGUUGAGCGUCUAUCUCAUGAUCGCCAAUUCGCUGUUGCUGCGCGGCUAAUGGAGGUGCAGCAAGCAGCAGCAGCAGCAACAGCAGCAGCAGCAGACGUUGCUGCUGCUGCUGCAGACCCCAAAAGCGAGUUUGUGCUGCUGCUGAGGAAGAGCUAUAAGAGGCGCUUUGCUGCUAUCUUCUCCAUUGCAGCGCAAUUGGCAGGAAGGCCUCAAGAGAGCGGACUGCCGCAGCAGCAACAGCAGCAGCAGCAGGCACCGCGGCAGCAGCUGCGGCUGCUGCUGCUGCUGCUGUCGUCCUUUGAAGGAUCGGAUGCGGCGGUAGCACAGGAGUUGCUGCAGCAUCUGCUGCAACAGACCAGCAGCAGCAGCAACAGCAGCAGCAACAGCAGCAGCAACAGCAGCAUGCUAGUGGACUUCAUUAGGGCUCUGUUGCUGUCCCCGGGUGUCAGUGCUGCGGCAAUUGAGGAGGCAACAAGUCAGCUGUUGCCGCUGCUGCUGCUGAAUGCUGCAGCCCAUACAGAGCAGAGCUGCUGCAGCAGUUCUAGCAGCAAUAGCAGCAGCAGCAGCAGCAGCAGCAGUCAGGCACUGGUGACGAUCGAGGAGGUUCGCAGUCUACAGAAGCUGCGCCCCACAGCGGCAGCAGCAGCAGCAGCAGCAGCAGCAUUUUCUGAUACACCGCGCAUAGGGGGACAAGCAGCAGGCUCAAGUCCUGCUGCUGCCUUGUCUGCAGCAGCAGCAGGGGAGGCAGCAGCAGCAGCAGCGCUUAACCUCCAUCUGCUGCCUGCUUGUUGCGUCUGUGGUACCACAGCAGCACUUUCACUAACAGCAACAGCAACGGCAGCAACAACAGGAACAGCAACAACAGCAGCAACAGAAGCAGCAGCAGCAACAGCAGCAACAGCCAUAUUUACAUGUGGAGGCUGCGGCUUCCCGUUUGUGCCGUCUGCACUGCAGAUGCCAGCAGCAGCAGCAACAGCAGCAGCAACAGCAGCAACAGCAACAGCAGCAACAGCAGCGGUACCGGCCGAGUCUCCACUACUUGUGCUGCUGCAACGCUGCAUAGAAGCACGCGAAGAUGGCCGUUUGCUGCAGCAGGAGGCAUUCUUGCCUCUGCUGCUGCUGCUGUGUUGCUGCUGCUGCAGGUUGCUGCAGCUGCAGCAGCAGCAUGCUCUGCAGCAGCAAGUGAGGUACCUCCUUCAUUGCUUGUCUCAACGCGCAGGUGCUAAAGACAACCCAGUUGCUGCUGCUGCCGUUGCUGCUGCUGCUGCUGAAGCAGCAGCAGCAACGGAAAGAAGCAUCAAGGCAGACACCGUUUUGCUGCAGCAGGUACAGCAGCAGCAGCAGAGCAGUCUAACGCAGCGGGCGCUGUGUCUGCCGCUUCUUGCGUUAUUGCUGUUGUCUCCUCAUUCUUCUAUCUCUUCCCCUGAGCUGGACUGCAGCAGCAGCAGCAGCAGCACUAGCGACGGCUCUGAGGCAGCAGCAGAUGCUGCUGCUGCUGCUGCUAUAUCCGUGUGGCUGCUGCUGCACUUCGCACUGCGCAGUCAAUCUGUACAUAUGGACAUGUGCUGUUGUCGUGAAAGCAGCAGCAGAAGCAGCAGGUGCAGCAGCAACAGCAGCAGCAACAGCAGCAGCAGCAGCAGCAGCAACUGUGACGUCGUCAUUCGAAUGUUAGAUACUCCUCUGCAGCAGGCUGUAAAGGCUCCUCUGCUGCUGCUGCUGCAGUCGUCAUCGUUGCUGCUGCGGCUGCUGCCUCCUGUCCCUGAUAGUUUGCUGCAGCAACAGGAGGAGAAACAGCAGCAGCUGCUGCUGCAGCUGUGGGAUGCGGAAGCAGCAGCAGCAGCAGCAGCAACACCUGGCGCCCUGCUGCAGAAGCUGCGGCUUUGCCUCCUCGUAUCACCGGUUGCCCUCAAGGCAGCAACAGCAACAGCAGCAGCAGCAGUAGGUGUUACUACUACUACUACUCCUGCUGGUGCUGCUGCUGCUGCUACUGCCUGCACGGCUACCGCUUCUUCGUUGCCUAUUCAGGACGAGAUACUUCCAUCAUACAACAGCAGCAGCAGCAACAGCAGCAGCAGCAGCAACAGCAGCAGCAGCAGCAACACAGAGGAGAGCAGCAAUAGUCUUGAUAUUGUUUGGAUUUACGCGCCGCAGCAGCUGCAGCGUAGGCUGCAGCAGCAUUUUAUUGCUGCUUCUUCUUCUGCUGCUGCUGCUGCAACAGAAGCGGCGGCAGCAGCAGCAGCAGGUGCAUCUUCUGUUGCUGCUGCACUUUCUGCAACAAAAGACAUUUCCUUUACGGGAGACAGCGGAGAUCUGCUGCUGUGCUGCAGUUCCCUGCUGCAGCUGCUGCUGUCUGCUGCACGCAUGCGACCUCGACUUUCUGCUGCUGCUGAUCACUACGGGGUGCAACUGCAGCAGAAGCUGCAGCAGCAGCAGCAGCAGCAGCCCGUCGAUAUGUGCUGCCUGUACACUCCAUCGCUGCAGCAGGCAGUUGCAACAGUUCACCACCAGGAGCAACAACCGCAGCAGCAGCUGACGACAGCAGCAGCAACAAAGGCUCUUGUCUCCUUUCUCCCCUACCGGGUGUAUCUACACCCCACUGCACCAGCAGCAGCAGCAUUGCUUGUUCCUGAUGCUGCUAUGCUGUUGCGUUGUCUCUUUAGGCGACUGCAUGCAGCAACUGCUGCUGCUGCAGUUUCUGCUGCAGCAGCAGCAGCAGCUAAUGGAGGAUCCCUUAUGUGGUUAAAUGCAGCAACACCAGUACUUAUGCAGCGGCUGCAGCAACUGACACUUUUGCUGCGCUGCUGGGGUGUAUCUGCAGCUGCAGCAGUAGGCAAUGCAUGCGGCGGUGGCUGCUGCAUCGACAGUCUUUUCAGUUUGUUCUGGCGCAGCAGCAGCAGCAACAGCAGCAGUAGCAACAAGAUUGCCCUCCCCUUCUCUACCAGCAGCAGCAGCAGCAGCAGGAAGGAGGCUGCUGCUGUCUUUAAGGGAGGUCUGCUGCUGCUGCUGCUAGGCACACAACGCUAUCGCCUGGUGUCCGGCGAGCUGCAGCAGCACUCGCUGCUGCGGCGUUCCUUGCUGCUGCGCAGCAAGCUGCAGCAGCAGCCGCAGAAGCAGCCGAAUGUUGCUGCUGCCGUUGCUGCCUCCGCUGCUGCUGCUGCCGAUGAAGCUGCAGCAGAGACACAGCUGCUGCUGAAUGUGCUGCUGCCCUUCCGAUUUGCUGCUACCUCAUGGCAGACUAAUGUUACCCUUAUCCCUGGGCUUGGUUUGCUGCAGCAGCUGCCACCACUCGAUGGUUUAAUAUUUCAGCUGCUGCUGCUGCUGCCUCCUUCAGCAGCAGCAGCAGCAUUUAUAUCACGUCUGCUGCUCUUGCAUUACAACAACAGCAGAGAGAAGGCGCUUAGCAGCAACGACAGCAGCAGCAGCAGCAGCAGCGGAGGGGAAACCCUUGCUGCGGGUGACGCCGAAACUGCUGCUGCUGCGCUGCUGCAUAAGAAGAACCAGCGACUGCAGCAACAGCAGCAACAGCAGCAGCAAAUACUCUUCUUUGUUUUGCUGCGUUGUGCACAUUAUCUGGCUACUCGCUCAGGAGAUAAUGGAGACGCAGCGAAGCAACAGCUGCUGCAGUGCGUCUCCGUCUUGCAGAGUGGUGUGGAUUUGCUGCAGCAGGAGACGGAGCAGCAGCGGCUACAGGCGGAGCCCACGACAAUGACAGCGUUGGUGCAGCAGCAUUUGCUGCAGGUCGUUGAGGUAUUGCGGCUGUGUCUUGUAGCCCCCGGAAGCAGCAGCAGCAGCAGUAGCAGCAGCAGCAGCGGAGCAGCAGCAGCAACGCUGCUCUACCGCCGCAGCUUUCUGCGGCUCUUCGUCCCCCCGGUGUCUCUGCCGUUGCUGCUGCGCACCACGUUGCUAUCACAGCAGCAGCAGCAGCAACAACUGCAGCAGCAGCAGUGGCUGCUGCCUACAGCAAACACAGGAGUCGCAGCAAGUGUUGCAGCAGUGCAGACGCUGCAGCUGCUGCUGGAGGCUGCUGGCAGCGAGCUCGUGGAAACACGAGCAGCAAAGCUGCUGCAGCAGUAUGCGGAGCAUGCCAAGCAGCAGCUUACCCGCUGUAGCAGCAGCAGCAGCAGCAGCGGUGACGAGAGGGCAGAGUGCAGCUGCAGCAGCUGCGCUGUAGCAGACACGAUCUACAAGGAAGUGUGGGGUUUGCUGCUCUUGCUGCUAUCCAAAGCUCAAGAUGCUGCAGCAGCAGACGAGCAGCAGCUGCCGCUGCUGUGUGCUGCCUUUGCAUGCACUCCGGUGCUGCCGCCGCUGCAACAGCUGCUGCCACAGGACCCUGCAGCAGCAGCAGCAGCAGCAGCAACGCAACAGUUUAGCGGGAGCACCAGUAGUCUCCUAUCACAGCAGCAGCCACGGACCCCUUUGCUGCGAUUGAUGCAGUUCUACUGCUUGCUGCCAGCUUUUCUGUUGGAAGAGGAGCAGCAGCGAAUGCUCAGCAACAGCAGCUGCAGCAGCAGCAGCAGCAGCCUCCGGAACGGCUGGUGCAGCGAUAGUUCCUCGUGGCAGCUCGAGGAACUGCAGCAGCAGUUGCAGCAGCAGCGUAGCGAUUAUUUGCAUGCGCAGCAGCAGCUGCCGCUGCUGCUACUCCGCUGCUGCGCUAUUGGCGUUUUCCUUAGCAGCAGCUUUCCUUAUUUAACGCGAUUGGCUGCAGCAAGAUGUUUGCUGCAGGCGGUGCGUGGCUGCAGUGCGCCGUUGCUGCUGCAACAGCAGCAGCAGUUGUUGGUACUGCAGCAGCAGCAGCAGGAUGAGGAGACGCGUGAGGUACUUACGCAAGAGCAGAGGGAGCAGCAGCAGCAACAGCAGCAGUUGGUGCUGCUGCUGCAGAAGCUGCUGCGCGCAUUAAUUAUUAGCCUACAAGGAGUAAUGGUUGAAUUGCUGCACUCAGCAGAUAAUCUUGCCCUUUGCUGCUGCCAGAUAUUGGGGUAUCUUGAGCCCUUCUGCAGCAGCAGCAGCAACAGCAGCAGCAGCGGCAGCAGCAGAGUGCCAUGCUCAUCAGCAGUAGCAGAGCUCCUACUAAAGGGUACAGACGUCGCUGUUUCCGGCAGCCAGCAGCAGCAGCAGCAGCAGCCACAGCAACAGCACGGAAGAAGCAGCAGCAACAGCAGCAGCAGCCGAAGCACUCAAGCUCGUCGCACUGAUAGCAUGACAAGCACUAGCAGCACCAGCAGCACGAGUAGCAGCAGCAGCAGCAGCAGCAGCAGAUGGCAGAUAGCAGCAGAUGGUCGCGCUGCAGAAGUGUUUCCUCGCAUGUAUAGGGCAUAUGUACGGCAGCAGCAGCAACCAAAGCGGCGGCAGCAAGAGGAGCAGGAGCAGCUGCAGGAGGGGCAGCAGCGGCAGCAGCAGGAAGAGCAGCAGCUGCCGCUAGCUGGUGAUAACCCUUUUGCUGCUGAUUCCUUCCGUUUCUUCUUAUGGCAGCAACUGUUUAGAGCAGCAGCAAGAGUUGCGCUGCUGCCUUAUGUCAGCAGUGCCUACAAACACUGGACAGGCAGCAGCAAAACCAGCAGCAGCAACAACAGCAACAGCAGCAGCAGCAAGGACACUAGCAUCAGCAGCAGCCAACAACAAAAAGCGGGUAGAGGGAGAAAACGCAAAGCUGACACAGCAGCAGCAGCAGCUGCUGCAGCAGCAGCAGCGUCAGCAGCACAAGGAACGUCAAACGGUAGCAGCAGCAACAGCAGCAGCAGCAGCACAAGUAGUCUAGGCGCAUGCGUCAACUCCCCACUACAGUCCUUUGUGCAUUGGCUGUUGAAUUCUCUCGAGCAGCAGCAACAACAGCAACAGCAGCAACAGCAACAACAACAACAACAGCAUCAGCAGCAGGCGGAUGUAGCGACCAACUCAGCCACAAACACCAGCACCAGCACCAGCAACAGCAGCAGCAGCAACAGCAGCAGCAGCAGCAGUAUUCGUAUUCAGAUAUUCCGUGCAUGCGAUCUAGCUUUGCUGCAUCUCCCCUUUUGUUUGUCCUUUUUGCUGCCGCACCUAACGGAGGCAUUCUUAUCAUCUAAGUGUACCUCGCCGCAGCAGGUCCUGUUGCUGCAGCUGUUGUUGCUGCUGCUCUUGCUGCUGCUGCUGCUGGUGUUGCUGCUGUUCGUGGGGACGGCGGGGACUCUCCUCAGUAAGCGGCUGCUGCAGCUGGUGGAAACCGAACUGCAGCGCAACGUUGGGGCCAGCAGCAGCAGCAGCAGCAGCAUCAACUGCAGCAGCAGCAACAGCACCAGGUCUUUAGCUGAAGGCAGCUCAGCGGGAGAAACAGAACUGCAGCAACAGCAGCAGCAGCAGCAACAGCAGAGGAACGCAGCUGCUGCAGACAGCGCCUCAACGAUUCAGGCUGUGUUCUCCUUGCUACAAAAACUGUCACGAUGGAGGCGGCAGUUGGAAGAGCAGCAGCUGCCGUUGCUGCUGCAGCGGCAGCAGCUGCUGCAGCAGCAACUGGCGAAGAUUCAGACACCAGCAACAGCAGCUGCAGCAUCUCCUGUCUCAGCUGCUCGAACGAGCAGCAGCAGCAGCGGCAAUGGCAGCCACAGCUCGCCGCAGCAAGCUGCACUGCAGCAUCAAGUGCAGCAGCAACUGCAGCAGCUGCAGCUGCAGCAAAAGCUCAUGCAGCACCAACUUGCUGCUGCUAAGAGCACCCUUGACAAUCUUGAUCCGCUGCUGCUGUCUCGUGCUGCUCUUUCCUGUGGUGCAUACGCAAGGGCUCUAUGUCUGGUGGAGCAGCACGUUGCUCGCGACUUGCUGCCUCUCCAGGAUCUCCACCGUCGGCUGUGGGGAGGGCCUGCUGCAGCAACAGCAGCAGCAACAACAACAACAACAGCAACUGCAGCAGCAGGAGAAACCGCAGCAACUGCAGCAACACCUGCAACAGCAUCAGAGGACAGCACCUACGACGCAGUUGCUGUGCAGCUGCUGCUGCAGUCAUACAGAGGACUUAAGGCACGCGAUUUGCUGCUUGCUGCAGUUGAGUGCUGCCGCGUCUCUGGGCUGUACAGACACCGUGUAAAGUUGCUGCCACCAGCAGCAGCUGCAGCAACACGAGCAGCAACAGCAGGAACGACUGGUGUUGUUGAUGUCGAAGAGGAUGUGCAGCAGCAGCAACAACAACAGCAGGCUGUGCUGCAGCAGCUGCAGCAGCAACUACAGAGGCAGCAGCAAGCAGCUCAUAUUGAAGGCUUUGCGUUAGAGUUGUGGGGAAAAUGGAGGAGAGCAGCAGCAGCAUACAGCAGACGUCUCCUACAGAUGCAAGGCAGCAGCAGCAGCAGCAACGGCGCGUUGCUGUCAUUCUGCAACGCUGCACUGUCUGCAGCUGCAGCAACCUCAUCUCCUCCGAGUGUCCGCGCAGCAGCCGCAGCAGCAGCAGCAGCAGCAAACGGAGCAGCAGCAGCAGCAGCAGCAAUUUGGUGCGGCCUCUUCCGCUGUAUGCGCAAGAGCGGUGGCGGCGUUGCCCUUUGGUUAGAGCCUCGUGCUGUGCUGCGUCUGCUGCAGCAGCAACAGCUGCAGCAUCUGCUGCUGCUGCUGCCCCUCCCCGUACCCAUUUCUCCGCAGGAGCAGCUGCUGCAGCAGACGAAGCAGCAGCAGCAGCGGCAACAACGAAUGCAGCAGCUAAUUCAACAGUUUAGAGACUCUCUUUGUCGUGCUGCUGCUGCAGCAGGAGGUGCAUGGCAGUGGCAGCAGCGGGGAGAGCAGCAGCGGCUGCUGGAUAUAACAGAGACUGCUGCUGCUGCGGCUGCUUCUGCUGCUGCUGAGGAAAGUAAUUGGGAUGGAUGUGCUGCAGCAACAGAAGCAGAGCUGCAGCAGCAAAGAGGUUUGUGGGCAGAAGCAGCAGCAGCUUGCUGCAGCUUGGGGCAGUGGGACGCCUUGCCAGCAUUGUUGCAGUCUGCUUCUGCUGCUGCUGCUGCUCCUUCUGCAGGAGCUGCAGCAGCAGCAGCAGCAGCCUCCCCACAAGUGUCAGGAGCAGCAGCAGCAGGCGACAGCUGCACGGCGUUGCUUCCGCUGGCAGAGACAACAGAAAGUAAUUUUUUGCUGCAGCAUGCGCGUUUGCUGCUGCUGCUGCGUGAGGUGGUGCAGCAACAACAGCAGCAGCAACAACAGCUGCAACAGCUGCAGCAGCAACAGCAGCAGCAUGGCUGCAUCGGGUGUACUGUUGGGUCCGAGCUGCAUGCAGCAACAGUACAGUGUCUUACGCAAGUUGCUGCUGCACUAAAAGAUUCAACAUUACGUGCUGCGUCUUAUCUAUCACAUCUACAUAUAUUUGCUGACCUUGAGAUCAUCUGCAGCCGCGUGGGCAUACUUCUGUGGCCUGGGCCCAACGAUACCUACUGCAGCAGCAGCAGCAGCAACAGCAGCAGCAACAGGGACUGCUGCAGUAGAUGCGGUGUAAGUGCAGCUUGGCAGUGUCUUCCCGUUGAGCAGCAGUGCUGUCUUGCUGCGCUGCUUGUAGAUAGGGCGAUGCCAACUGCAGCAGCAGCAGCAGGAGGAGUAGCAGCAGCAACAACAGCAGCAGCAAACGGACGAUCAUCAGAGCAGCUUGCUGCAGCAAAGUUGGCAUUAGAGUGUCUGCAGCAACCUGUUGCUGCUGCUGCUGUUGGCCUCGCGCUGCAGCGCCUCUGUUGCGGUGUCUCGACACCUGGGGAGGUCCGCGUUGCCCACUAUAAGCACAUCGAAGCCUUCCUGCAGCAGCAGGAGCAGCAACAGCAGCAGCAGGGCAAGCAGAGGAAGUGUCUCUCCCUGUUAGAGUCAAUAUCUAAUGUCUCGUUUGCUGCUAGAGUGACGCUGCUGCACUUGAAGGCGCAGCAGCUGCUGCUGCCACCGCAGCAGGUGCUGCAGCAGUUCGAACUGCUUGAGCGUGAACAGAGGCAACUUCAGCAGCAGCAGAACCAGCAGCAGCUGCUGCUGCAGCAGCACGACAGUGUGCAGCAGGAUUUGUUUUUCUGUUUUGCUUCCUUUAUUGACUCCCUUAUAGAGGAAAGGCUGCAGCGCGAUGCCCUGCUGCUGGUGCCGCAGCAGCAGCAGCGUAGCAGCAGUAGCAGUAGCAGCAGCAGCAGCAGCGGCAGCGAUCCCUUCUUCGCGUAUCCGCUUCCAUCACAUUCAGGGAGGCGCAAGACAAGCAAGCUGCAACUGCAGCAGCAGCAGCAGCAGCAGCCAUACGGGAACAGCCGGCCCACAACUAAGGACAAGGAAGAGCUGACGCUGUCUUUCCUGGUUUGCGAGUCGGUGCGGCUGCAUCUUUUAGUGCUGCAGCAGCAGCAGAAUGUGCCCCUCUAUCUUCAGCAGCAGCAGCAGCAGGUGCUGCUGCAGGAUCAGGAAAAGGGGUUUGAGGAGGGAGGGGUAGCAGCAGCAGACUACAGACUUGAGCAGCAGCAUUUGCAGUGGCACAAUCAGCUGCAGCAGCAGCAACAACAGCAGCAGCAGCUGCUGCAGCAGCACACAAGUCUACAUCGCAUGCUUGCUGUUGCUUUCUCUUUUACAACGCCAAACACUUUUGUGGGGCCGAGGCUUCAAGUCGAUGCAUCUAUUGCUGCUGUGCUGCUGCGGAGGCAGAGUGAUACUGCAUGCACCAGCAGCUAA
Molecule: messenger RNA, 11718 nt
Organism: Eimeria maxima
Lineage: Eukaryota; Apicomplexa; Conoidasida; Eucoccidiorida; Eimeriidae
Exons: 25
Coding region: 1-11718 (3905 amino acids)
Cellular component (GO): nucleolus; nucleoplasm
Source: RefSeq, a predicted model, not a curated record